Molecule: messenger RNA, 918 nt
Organism: Neofelis nebulosa (Clouded leopard)
Lineage: Eukaryota; Metazoa; Chordata; Mammalia; Carnivora; Felidae
Gene: HDDC3
Product: HD domain containing 3
Exons: 4
Coding region: 44-583 (179 amino acids)
Molecular function (GO): guanosine-3',5'-bis(diphosphate) 3'-diphosphatase activity
Source: RefSeq, a predicted model, not a curated record
UCCAGGGGCUCUGGGGACCUCAGUCGCCUGCCCUACCCCGGCGAUGGGCUCCGAGGCCACGCAGCUAGUGGAGGCUGCCGACUUCGCAGCUCGCAAGCACCGACUGCAGCGGCGGAAGGACCCCGAAGGGACACCCUACAUCAACCACCCUAUCGGUGUGGCUCGGAUCCUGACCCAUGAGGCGGGAGUCACUGACAUUGUGGUGUUACAGGCAGCGCUGCUCCAUGACACAGUGGAGGACACAGACACCACCCUGGAUGAGGUGGAGCUGCACUUCGGGGCACAAGUGCGACGCCUGGUGGAGGAGGUAACAGAUGACAAGACUCUGCCCAAGCUGGAGAGAAAGCGGCUGCAGGUGGAGCAGGCUCCCCACAGCAGUCCCGGGGCUAAACUGGUGAAGCUGGCAGACAAGCUGUACAAUCUGAGGGACCUGAAUCGCUGCACCCCAGAGGGAUGGUCUGAACAUCGAGUCCAGGAAUACUUCGAGUGGGCAGCGCAAGUGGUGAAGGGGCUUCAGGGAACAAACCGACAGCUGGAAGAGGCUCUAAAGCAGCUGUUUAAGGAGCGGGGGCUGACACUCUGAGCAGUGCUUGCAGCCACCAGGUGGCCCAGACUUCAGCCUCCUCCGGCCAGAAAGGAAUCAUAUUCCAACCUUUUGGUGCCUCUGGAUCUCACUCCCUGAUUUAUUCAGCCCAGGUAUCUCUCAAUGUUUCCUGCCAACUAAGCUGAGCCCUGGAUUGAGGAAAUCAGAUGCAGCUCAUCCAUUUCUAACGCAUUUACUGCCCCUUCUCCUUGGGUCCCUGCUAUUUUGCAUGGGCCAAAACCCUGCCCCCCUCCCCCCCCCCCCCCCCCAGGGACUUGGGCUUAUAUAAACACUCGUUCAUAAGUCAUUAUGGAAAAUAAAACAUUUUGGGUAAA